Rangifer tarandus platyrhynchus (Svalbard reindeer) is the source of this 846-nucleotide messenger RNA. The record is from the annotation of a GenBank genome assembly. Lineage: Eukaryota; Metazoa; Chordata; Mammalia; Artiodactyla; Cervidae.
AUGAGCGAGCUCCACGAGGAGAGUGAGUCCAGCCUUCAGGACCCAAGGGAGGCUGAGAGCCCAAUGGAGGCACAGUUCAUUUGGGUGGGGGAGGAGGAGGGAGGGGAGGUGGAGGAGGAGAAGGAGAUGGAGGUGGAGGAGGAGGUUGCAUCCCUUUCCCCCUCCUCCUUGCUUUCCUCCUCCUCCUCUGAAGGUGCCAAGUCCAUGCACCCAGACUCACUGCAUCUGCUGGUGGUGGAGCUGGUACACUUCCUGCUCCUCAAGUAUUGCACCAAGGAGCCGACCACGAAGGAUGAGAUCCUGAACAUGGUCCUCAAAGAAGACGGGCACCACUUCCCUGAGGCCUUUCGCCAAGCCUCAGACUGCCUGCAGCUGGUUUUCAGUGUGGAUGUGAGGGAGGUGGACCACACGAAGCACACCUACAUGCUAGUCCCCACCCUGGGCCUCACCUGCAAUGGGAUGGUGAGCGAUGGGCACAGCAUGCCGAAGACCAGCUUCCUGGUGGUGGUUCUAGGCAUGAUCCUUCUGGAGGGCAACUGUGCCCUUGAGGAGGAGAUCUGGGAAACCCUGAACGACAUGGGUGUAUAUGCUGGGAGGGAGCACUACAUCUAUGGGGAGCCCAGGAAGCUGCUGACCCAAAUGUGGGUGCAGGAGGGGUACCUGGAGUACCAGAUGGCUCCCCACAGUGACCCUGUUCACUACGAGUUCCUGUGGGGUCCCCGGGCCUAUGCAGCGACCAGCAAGUGGCACGUCCUAGAGCAUCUGCUCAGAAUCAAUCAAGGGGCUUCCAGGUCCUUCCUACUCCCAUCUUCAAAGGCUGUGAGGGAGGAGGAAGUGGGGCCCUGA